CCAUCGAUGAACUCAACAUGGAGGCUGCUGGUUGUUGUGGAACUCUGAAUCAGGAGAUUUCAUCAUUUAAUAAUCAUUCACACUCUGCUGGGGAUGAAUUCAUGAAGUGAACCUUUGAUUCAGGUCCCGAGGAGGAGAUUUAAUCACUGACAGACUUCUGUGGAUGAAUCCAUGAAGCUGUGGCUCCUUUCUGCCUCCACUAACCGCCCUGUUGGAGGAAUUUACUGAGCUAACGGAGCUCUGACUGACGGUUAGCUAACUCUGGUGAUUUAUUAAUGAUCUAACGGUGCUGUCUGACCGUUAACUGUGGUCUCCGAGGGACCGGAUGGAGCCCCGGCAGCUCACCGGGCUGUUCGGACAGCUCAGCGGGUUCCCAGCUCCUGUUGGGGCUCAUGUGACCGAGGAGCAGCUGGAGGGGGUCCGGAUCUACCGACUGGCUGCAGAAUGGGGUCAGAGCGACCUGGUCCGAGGGUCCAGACUUCGGUUCUCCCAGCAGUGGACUCUGAUCGCAGACAGCAACAACCACCAGACCAUCAGGACCGUCCUCCCACCGGGGACAUGUGCCCCACUGUCUGCAGAGUUACUGAGCAGUCGUUCUCCAGUCCAACACCUCAGAGCUGUGCUGAAGGACAUCAGUGGCCACCAUCUCCUGGAGGUCUGGGACCACCAUGGACUCACUAAAUGCUUCAACCUGACGGCCCUCAACAACCACGGCAGAGUGUAUGAAGACGCUCAGUUUGGGUGUCUAUCAUGGUCUCCAUGUGAGAACAAACUGCUGUACAUCGCAGAGAAGAGCAAGAUCUCAUCAGGAGAAGGUCAGGAUGGAGAAUCUGGAGGCAGGAAGGACAGGAGUGUGUACUGGGAGGACUGGGGUGAGGCUCUGACCAAUAAGAGUGUUCCAGUGAUCUGUGUGGUGGAUCUGCAGAACGACACCGUUGGUGUGUUGCAGGGCGUCCCAGCUGACGUCUCACCUGGACAGGCUCUGUGGGCUCCCGAUAGUCAGUCGGUGUUUUUUAUCGGUUGGUACCACGAACCCUUCAGACUCGGACUGAAGUUCUGCUCCAACCGCAGGUCGGCGUUGUUCAGACUGGACCUGGAUGGAAGCUGUGAACGUCUGUCUGGGGAGAACCUCUCGGUGUCAUGUCCCAGGCUCAGUCCAGAUGGAUCUACGCUGGUCUACCUGCAGGGGGCAGUGUUUGGUCCUCACAGCCAGUGUCUCAGCCUGCAGCAGCUGGACCUGAGCAGCAGGAGGACGUCCACCCUGCUGGAUGUUGUCUGCAGACCUCAGCCUGGUCAGUUUGCAGGAAUUUAUGAAGCUCUGCCGUCCUGCUGCUGGUCUGCAGACAGUCAGAAAGUCAUCUUCAGCAGCGCCCGCAGGAACUGGAAGGAUCUGUUCCUGGUGGACAGAAGAUCUAAGAAAGUCUCCUCCCUCUCUGAUAAUCUCUCUGAUCCUUUACAAGUUUAUGGAAGCUGGAAGCUGCUGACGGUCCAGAGAGACCUGAUGGUUGUCUCCUGUUCCAGCCCCAACACACCUCCCACCCUGAGGGUGGGCUUCCUGCCAGCAGCAGGUGCAGCUGUAACCUGGAGAACUCUGCAGGAACCCAUCAUGACCUUCGACUUCCAGUGGUCCAUUUUAGAUGUUUCUCCUCCACCAGAGGAGGACAACAACCACUACUCUGGUUUGGACUUCGGGGCCUUUCUGGUGAAACCUUCUCGUCCUCUUGGUGAAAGCAGGACUCCGCUGGUCGUCUUCAUUCACGGUGGACCUCACUCCCAGUCCCCUGCAGAGUGGAACUUCACCACAGCUGGACUGGUCAAACUGGGCCUGGCGGUGCUCAUGGUGAACUACCGAGGAUCCACAGGGUUCGGCCAGGAUAGCAUCCUGUCUCUGAUUGGUCAGAUCGGGAACCAGGAUGUAAAAGACGUGCAGAGGGCCGUCCUCACGGCGUUGCAGACCCACGCCUGUCUGGACCCCAAACGCUUGGCUGUGAUUGGUGGUUCUCACGGCGGUUUCCUGUCCUGUCAUCUGAUUGGUCAGUACCCAGACUUCUACAGAGCGUGUGCAGUGAGGAACCCGGUCAUCAACGCUGCUACGCUGCUGGGAACCAGUGACAUCGUGGACUGGCGUUACACCAGCGCUGGGUUUCCCUUCUCCUACGACCAGAUCCCCUCAGCUGAAGCUCUGGCUGCCAUGUUACACAAAUCCCCCAUCAGCCACGCUGCUCAGAUCAAGGCUCCGGUGCUGCUGAUGCUGGGAGGAAGAGACAGAAGAGUUUCUCCUCACCAAGGUCUGGAGCUCUACAAGGCCCUGAAAAGCCGAGGUUCACCUGUCAGGUUGCUGUGGUUUCCAGAAGACGGACAUUCUCUGUCCAGAGUGGACACGCAGGAAGACUGCUUCCUGAACACGGUGCUGUGGCUGAACCAGCAUCUCUGAACUGAUGGAGGUUUGCAGGAGCUGAGAGCUGCACGACCAACACACAUUCAUUCAUUAACACUGAAGCCGAAUGAACUUAAACCUGCUGAGCUCUGCCAAAUCAAAGUGAGAAUAAGUGACUUAUUUCUGAGGGAGGUUUGAGGUUUUGGAGAACAGCUGACAUGAAGAAAGUGUGACUGUUAAACUGGCUUUGUAGUGCAGCCCUCAGUUCUGCUGCAAACUCUGAUAGGACACAGCUCAGACAGACCACUGCCUUUAAUAUCAAUGCACCUAACUGUAAAAAAAAAAAAUCAGAGCAUGUAAUAAAGGAAAUCUUGAAAACCACUGAUGUGUAGAUUACUGCUCAUUUCAUGUUUUUGUGACUUUGUGUCACAUUUCAGACGACACACUAAACUAGAAAAGCGCUCAGAGAGCAGUACUCCUCCAAGGAUGCUCAGUUGAUGUAUCAUUUCUGACGGAUGAAAUAUUUAAUAAAAAAAUGACCUUGUGCUGAGUGCAGGCAUGUGUUUUGUAUGUGCAUGUUAUGUAUGAAUACCAAACUGUAAAUUACUGUUCUACAGGUUGGUUGGUCAUCAUUUUUGGCAAGCCUUUGUUUUGCUAGUGUUAAAAUAACUGUUCCUUCUAUGCUUUUAUUUUGAAGAUGUAAUUUUUAAUGUUAUGGUGCUUUUAUUUUGUCACGGUUCCAGCGGCACAGGAACUGGAAGAAGCAGUUGCUUAAACAUGACGACAAAGUUUUUAGUUCUUUUUCUCCAAGUAGUUGAAGAAAGAUCACCGCAAAUUAGCAUUUUUUUGCAUUGAAAUAAAAUGUAAUAUCUCAGAAACUGA
Molecule: messenger RNA, 3259 nt
Organism: Acanthochromis polyacanthus (spiny chromis)
Lineage: Eukaryota; Metazoa; Chordata; Actinopteri; Pomacentridae
Gene: apeh2
Product: S9 family peptidase
Exons: 21
Coding region: 326-2434 (702 amino acids)
Biological process (GO): proteolysis
Molecular function (GO): serine-type endopeptidase activity
Source: RefSeq, a predicted model, not a curated record